UUCAUGUAUGUGCACCACUGACGGAUGCUGCUCCUUUUUUAAGGCAACAAUACCAAAAUUUCAAAGUUCCUCAUAGCAAAAAAAUAUUUUUGCGCCAAAUAAUCAAUUAUGUCUACUUUAAGGCCGUUCACCUGCGACGAUUUGUUUAGAUUUAAUAACGUAAACCUAGACCCUCUUACUGAAACUUAUGGGUUAUCAUUUUAUAUGCAGUAUUUGGCUCACUGGCCUGAAUAUUUUCAAGUUGCAGAAUCACCAAGUGGAGAGAUUAUGGGAUACAUAAUGGGAAAGGCAGAGGGAGUUGGUGAAGAUUGGCAUGGACAUGUUACAGCUCUCACUGUUUCUCCUGAUUAUAGAAGACUGGGCCUUGCUGCUGCUCUUAUGAAAUUUUUAGAAGACGUUUCUGAAAAGAAACAAGCUUAUUUUGUAGAUCUGUUUGUAAGAGUAAGUAACAAGGUGGCAAUAAAAAUGUACCAACAAUUAGGGUAUAUAGUUUAUCGGACUGUUUUAGAAUAUUACAGUGGUGAUCCCGAUGAAGAUGCCUAUGAUAUGAGAAAAGCGCUGUCGAAAGAUGUAAAAAGAAAAUCUGUGAUUCCAUUAGAACAUCCUGUUCGACCUGAAGACGUGGAUUAAUUUUUAUCCAAUUUAAACUGAAGAGGAAGAAAAAAAUAAUCUGAAAAACUUGGUGUCUGAAUAUUUUUUACCUGCAUUGUUAAUUUAAUUUAUUUUUACAACAAAGCGUCAUUUUUAUAGAUCGAUCAUUUUUAAAUUGAAAGUUUAUUAAGAAAAA
This is a messenger RNA of Copidosoma floridanum, 787 nucleotides long. RefSeq names its product N-alpha-acetyltransferase 20 A (gene Naa20A). Gene Ontology annotation, biological process: N-terminal peptidyl-methionine acetylation. Gene Ontology annotation, cellular component: NatB complex. Gene Ontology annotation, molecular function: protein-N-terminal amino-acid acetyltransferase activity. The record is from RefSeq and is a predicted model, not a curated record. Lineage: Eukaryota; Metazoa; Arthropoda; Insecta; Hymenoptera; Encyrtidae.